Molecule: messenger RNA, 5695 nt
Organism: Toxorhynchites rutilus septentrionalis
Lineage: Eukaryota; Metazoa; Arthropoda; Insecta; Diptera; Culicidae
Gene: CenG1A
Product: centaurin-gamma-1A
Exons: 9
Coding region: 1100-4066 (988 amino acids)
Cellular component (GO): nucleus
Molecular function (GO): protein binding; GTPase activity; GTP binding
Source: RefSeq, a predicted model, not a curated record
GUAGAGUUGGAAGUAGCUUUGGAAGCGUACCUCUUUUGUCGGGACCGCUGCUAUCCGUUCGUUUUGUCGUUCUCGUCGUUGUUGCCGUAAUCGUCGUCGUCGAAGUCGUUCUGCCGAAGUUCACGAUUUGUGUGGUGUUGCCGUAGGAAAAAAGUGCAAUGUGUGUCAAUCACGCAAUUUGUGUCUGAUAGUUCCUUCGAUUCGCGAUUAAUUUGGUUAUCUUAUAGCGGAUGUGGAGAAAAGUGGUGCAAAUUCACUCUGAAAGCACGGCAGUUUCGGGAAGUGAUGAUCUUUGAAGCCUUCUCCGUCAGAGAGGGUGGUGGUGCGCUGGAGGAAGAAGAGGUUGUAAGCCGAGUGUAUAUUACACAGGUGUAUUGAGGCAGUGCGAGUGAGCGAGAGGGGGCUAAUAUACGGGAGGAAGAUUCGCCUCAACAGCCUCAAUUGAAGUGGAGUGUGAGUGAGUGGAAGCAACGGGUUAUACGUCGUGCGGAGGUUUUCAUGAUUUUUUUUUGGUGUUCUGUGCCGUCAGAGUUUACCUUCGGAACAUGUCGACUGGGUUCUUACGGAUGCAGUGUAUUUCUUCUCUUUUUUGAGGUCAUUCGAAGAAAGCACUAAAGCGCUAAAGUGAAUGAGUGAGAGGAGAUCCUGCUGGAAUAGAGAGCCUGCUGAGUGUACACAACGCAACACAUGCAUCGAAGAAUUCGCUGGUCAAAUGCAUAACAAGAAUUGUGCAAGUUCUGUCGAGGCUAUCAACAAGAGAUCGUAUUUUUGUUUUUGUUUUGGUUUGCAAAACAUGUGAUGAGAAUUGGUACAAAUCAGCCCGAUAAAAUAAGCGUCCGCAAUGUUGAGGGAAAAAGUGAAAUAAUGUGAUAAUGAAAAUGAUCUGUUGAAGAAUUUCGAAAGUAGUUGGCACACAAAAUAAACAGCAAAGCUAAACCUCGGUGCUCGCUGUUUUCCUGGUGAAGUGUGUUUCUGUGUUUGAGUGUUUUCAAUUCAAGCCCGGGAAGGCGAAUAGCGAUCCGACAAACGACAGCAAAUAGAUCGUGUGAAGUUGGGCAUCAUCAUCUCUGCAUUUUAGCCGGCGACGAUCCGCAUCAAGAUGAACAACGGCUCCCGAUCGCAUCUGCAAUCUCUGUUCAGCAACUCGCUGGCCAUCCGCCAGGAGAUUCAGAGGUUCGAGAGCGUCCACCCGUCGAUCUACGCCAUCUACCACCUGAUCGAUCUGCUCGAUGACAGCCAGGUGGCGUCGCAGAUACGUGAUCAUGUCGUAUGCAUUGAAGAUUCCUUCGUCAACAGCCAGGAGUGGACGAUCUCGCGAUCCGUGCCGGACAUUCGGCUCGGCAUCGUUGGCAGCCUCAGUUCCGGCAAGUCGGCGCUGGUUCACCGAUACCUGACCGGAUCGUACAUGCAGGAGGAGUCCCCCGAGGGCGGCCGCUUCAAGAAGGAGAUCCAGAUCGACAACCAGAGCUACCUGCUGCUGAUACGGGACGAAGGUGGUCCCCCCGAGAUGCAGUUUGCCGCCUGGGUCGACGCGGUCAUCUUCGUAUUCAGUCUGGAGAACGAGUCGAGCUUUAACGCCGUGUACACCUACUACACCAAAAUGUCCCACUUCCGGAACAGUUCCGAGAUCCCGAUCAUUCUGGUUGGAACUCAAGAUGCCAUCAGUGAACGAUCACCACGGGUCAUUGACGAUUCCCGGGCCCGGAAGCUGGCCCAGGAUUUGAAACGGUGUUCGUACUACGAAACAUGUGCCACAUACGGGUUGAAUGUGGAGCGAGUCUUUCAGGAUGCCUGCCAGAAGAUUGUCCAGCAGCGCCUGUCGACCGGUUCGGCCAUCACACCAACCAACUCGCGGCCAACGACACCCCAAGGCACCCGGCUUGGAGUGGCGAGCUUUCAUUCGACCGUUCCUAGCCCCACGAACGGGUUUUCGUCAUCGACCGGAAGCCCGGCCAGUGGUCUCACCAUGAGCAGUUCCUCACCAAGUCACCACACCAACUCACACCAGCAACAGCAGCGGGAGACGCAACGGGAACUGCAGCAGAACCACCCGGGUAAUAUGACUCUCCCCCAUCGGCAUCACGUUUUGUCCGCAUCGAGUCACCACAUUCCGAUCAAGAUUAACGCGGAAAUUAUGGCCGCGGAGCCGCAAUUCAUUCUGCAGCGGGAAUCGCUUCCGUCGCAAAAAUGGGGAACGAUUUCACACGGAACCUCCCAGCAGACGCUGCUGGCGCUGACGAAUGAAAAUAACAACAUCGCAAAAUUUGUGCCACCAAGUCAUCCGGUAUCGUGUGACAGUCUGCAACCGCUGGGACUGGUUCCCGGAAAAGAUUCUAGCGGCGGUGGUAAGGACAAGGAACUUCCAACGCCCACAUCAACCCCAACCACCUCCAGGAAAAGCCGACGGAGAUCGAAUCUGUUCAUUCCUUCCUCCUCGAAGAAGGACCAACAGGACAAGAUCAAGAAUGGGGAGCUGGGAAGUGGCCGGGCGAUUCCGAUCAAACAGGGAUAUUUGUACAAACGCAGCAGUAAAUCGCUGAACAAGGAGUGGAAGAAAAAGUACGUGACACUGUGCGACGACGGCCGGUUGACGUACCAUCCGUCGCUGCACGAUUACAUGGACGACAUCCACGGGAAGGAAGUUUCGCUGCAGUAUGUCACGGUGAAGGUUCCGGGCCAAAAGCCACGCGGUUCGAAAUCGAUUAUCACCAACAGUGCCCUGACGGGGGCCAACCUGGCCUCGACGGCGGGUCUGAACGGGAAAUCGGCUGGACCGACUGCGGGCUGUGGGUCGCAGGGGAACACCAGCAAUGGGUUGACGGAAGGAAUCGGGGGACUUUCGCUGGCUAAGGAUCGGAAGCUGACGGAGAAGGUGCUGCUGACAGCGUUCGAUACGCUACGGGAACCGGUCAAAUCGAAUUCACAGACCAGCGGGGACGAGGGAAUCGUCAUCAGCAACAGCAACUCGCAGAGUUUCAUCGGAUCGGAUGGGAACGCAAGCAAGCUGGACGCGCAAACGCCGAACGUGAAGAAGCGACACCGACGGAUGAAGAGCAGCGGCGUGGGGAAGAACAAUGAAUACGAUGAUACCGAUGGGUUCGAGUUUUACAUCGUCUCGCUGGACAACAAGCAGUGGCACUUCGAGGCGUCCAAUUCCGAGGAACGGGACGAGUGGGUGUCGGUGAUCGAACAGGAGAUCUUCAAGUCGCUGCAGGGCAUUGAGUCCUCGAAAUCGAAACCGCUCAAUCCAAGCGACAUCGCCUCGAUGCAAUCCAUCCGGAGCAGGGUGCCGGGCAAUGGGUACUGCGUGGACUGUGAUUCGCCAAAUCCGGAAUGGGCGAGUUUGAAUCUAGGUGUGCUAAUGUGCAUCGAGUGCUCCGGAGUGCAUCGGAAUCUCGGCUCCCAUAUUAGUAAAGUGCGAUCCCUCGGGCUGGAUGAGUGGCCACCGGGUCAUCUCAGCGUAAUGCUCGCCAUUGGAAACAGCCUCGCGAACUCCGUGUGGGAAUCAAACACCCGGGGCCGGGUGAAACCCACCCCGGCGAGUUCCCGAGAGGAGAAGGAAGCCUGGAUCCGCAACAAGUACGAGGCUAAGGAGUUUCUACCCGCGUUCAACUCCGCCUCCCCCAUCGGACAGCAACUGCGCGAAGCGGUCGUCCGGUCGGACAUGAAGGCCAUAAUAAUCCUGCUAGCAAACGCCAGUCUCGAACACAUCAACUCCUCUGUCAGCAGUAGAGAUUUGCGGACGCCCCUUCAUCUGGCCUGUGCCAUCGGCAAUCUGGCGAUCUCACAGUUGCUUAUCUGGCACCACGCCAACCUGAAGCACAUCGACCACGAGGGCCGAUCGUGUCUGACGUACGCCAAGGCGGCCAACUCGCUGGCCGCGGCACGCCAAGCAAGCAAUACCCCGCACCAUGUGAACGUGGAGACAACCGCCGCCCUGGUUGAGCUGCUCGUUAGCCUCGGCUGCACAGAUCCGGCGCCGUUUACGGCCAGUGGCACUUUGCCCCGACGAAGGGAAACCAUCGAUCAGGGUACAUUCGAGAAGUUUUCUUCGAAUAUAAUCUAGGCAACAACCUCCCCCCUCUCACACGAAAACACACAACAAAAAACCUAGCAACUAAUCGUCACGCUGCUGCCAAGUGGGAAUAAAAUUCCGACUCAGUUGCACUUUUAAUCCUCCAUUAGGCAGCGCGCGAAACAAUGAUCUGUCUAAUUAGAAGGAAAAAAACAAAGAAAAGUGCGGACGAAAACCUAGUUUUUAGUUAUAUAUACGUUCAAAAACAUAAUGUGAUCCCUCUAUAUAUAUAUAAAGAAAAACUGUAGAAGUUAUUCAUCAGAAGGAGAAAUUGUUUAACAGAUGAGUGCGCGUUGAUUUGGCUUGAUUUAUCCCAUAACGCAGUCAAACCAUUUUAUUAACAAACGAUAAUAGGAGCACUAGUUAACUAUUGUUUAAGUUGUGAUGGAUUGAAUUUGACGAUGCAAAACACCACUCUGUAAGAUAUCUGGCUCACAAAAGUUCUAAAAUUUGUUUUUAUGUCUAGUUUUUUUUCUUCUUUGUAUUUUAUUGUAUUAAUUUUAUGUAGUACUUUAGUGUACAUAUUAGCGCGAGAGAAAGAAAGUUCUCGCCGUGUAGAAUAAACCAAGCCCUUCAAACGCCCAGAAUCUAUAUUCGAUCUUCAAAAGAUAAGUUUAGAAAAAAAAACGCCGCACCAUUUACUUACGGAGGAAGAAAGCAAAAACACACAGAUUUCUCAAUAGCAAUUCACUGUGAAUUCAAUCGCGACACUUUCAUUUUGUUUAUUUUUUUAAUAGUUCCAAUUAUUUGUUGGUUUAUGUAGUUUUCUAUAACUUUAUCCUUUCAUUCCUUGAGAUACGAUUACUACUUCUGUUAAGCCCCCGUUCACUACAACGUAAGCUCAUUUCCACACAAAAACCCCAAAGAAUGCCAAAUUGGAGGGUGCAGCGAAACACAAAAAAAUCGAUGCCGAGACCACUUUACUAACCACUAGAGAAAUUGAGCAUGCCUGGAACACUACCCCUGCGAAGCACUCAUCCCCAUCCCCACGCGCACACAAAAAAUACACUCGCUCAUGUUUAGACAAUUAAGAAAGCACCAUGUACUAAGAAAAAACAACAACUAGUGUUUGAUAAACGCUGCAUGCAGCAUGCAGAGUGCGCGCCCUUAUCACACAGAUCCUAAUAGUAAUUUAUAUGCCAACAAAACAAAUAAUAAACAAACAAAUCAAGUAAGACACGUUCAAGUUGUGUGUAGAAUAGACAAGCAAAGAGACAAACAUAAAAAAAACAAACAAAUGAAUCAAUGAUAGAAAACGCAAAGCGACGACCCAGGAAAAGAAAAAAACACUGCGCAUUGCUGCUGAAAUUUUAGUGUAAUCUUGAGGUAUUCUACAGUUCACAAAUCAACCAACCAACCAACAAACAUACAAACAAACAAACAAACAAAAAACCCAAGCACUUUCUCCUUUGGCUGUAGCGUAGUAGGAUAGCAUCUAUGAUGAUGAUGAUGACAAGUCGAUUAUAAAUAAAUUCGUAACUAUUGAAGCAAACAUAUGCGCGCAUACCUAAAAACAGGCGGAAAACAACACUAGAUUAUGGAACAGAAAGCAAAAAAAAGUUUGGAGAAGAUACGACGGUUGAAAAUAAAGAAAAUCAUGCGGAUGUAUUUAAUACGAAA